AGCAAUGUAUUAAUGAAAACAUAAACAACACGUGUUUUACAUGAGAUAAACUGUUUUUUUUUUGUUUUAAUUUAAUCAAUUGAUUCAUUGAUUUUGUGGUCAAUUGUUUAAUUGAAUUAUGAAUAAUCUGAAACCACAGACGUGUCAGACAAUUGUCUCAUCGGAUCUGUUGAAUGGCAGCCAAUGUAUGACUAUUGACACGGAUUUAAAUGUCAUUUAUUUGGUCAAUAAAUACAGACAAUUGGUUAGCAUUGAUGUCAACACUGAAUCGGUGAAAAAAUGUUGCGAUUUGUGUACACAAACUGAAGACUCUUUUGGUGUCAUAAAUGUCGAGUUUAUGUCCGAAGAGAGGAGUGUUUGUAUUGCUUUAACCACCGGUGAUAUCAUUGUCUUCAACACAAUGACAGACAGCCAUCAAGUAAUGGGAUGUCUUUCCGAUGGAUUACAAUCUGUGGCAUUCAGUUUAGAUCAAGAGCUGAUCGCUUUGAUUACCACAAAUCAGUCGUUGAUUUUGAUGAAUAAACUUUUUGAUAUUUUAUCGCAAAGAGAUCUUAAAUCGGAUGAGUUUGGAUGUAAUGAAACGGUUUCCGUGAAUUGGGGCUCAAAGGCCACACAAUUUCACGGCGAAGGACAAAGAGAUACAAGAAAUAAACAAGAAAAUUAUAAGUCUUUUAGUGAUUUUGAUGACAAAUUAUCGCGAAUCAGUUGGCGAUCUGAUGGACUCUAUUUUGUGACCACAUAUUUUGAUACAAUAACAAAUUUUCGUAAACUUCAGAUUUGGAGUCGCGAUGGAAUUCUUCAGUAUACAAGUGAAGACAUCAAUGGAUUGGAAGGAUUGAUAUCAUGGAAACCUUCCGGCGCUCUGAUUGCGAGCUCACAAAUGCUGCCAAACAAACAUAUCAUAGUUUUUGCCGAAAAGAAUGGUCUAAAACACGGAGAGUUUGAAUUGCCAUUCAGUGCCAACACUUUUGAAGUCCAAUCCAUUUUGUGGUCAAACGAUUCACAAAUAUUAUUAGUGAUGGGAUUGGAGAGGAUAUCGGAGAAGAAUUCGACACAAGUUCUUAUGUUUUGGAGACAACAAAAUUACAAAUGGGAUCGAAAACAAAGACAUGAAUUUACUGAUUACACAGUUGUUACACUGGCUUUUGAUUCAAUUGAUGCUAAUCUUUUGCACGUUAUCUUCAGUAAUGGUCGUUAUGUACGAUACAGAUGGAAAUGGUCUAUGGAUGAGAUGGAUGGUAUGAUUGCUUUAGUUGAUGGCAAUCGACUAAAACUGUCAGACUUUGAAAUGGCUGUCAUUCCGCCGCCAUUUUAUACAAAAUCAAUUGAUUUUAAGUCACAAGUUUUUGACAUUUGCUUCUCGAAGAAUGUAUUCGGAGUUGUUUUAAUUGACAGUACUGUCUAUUUAUUUGAAAGAAAUACCACAAAACCCACUAUCGAUGCAAAUGACUUGUUUGCCAUCACAUUGGAAAACAUGACUAAACAAAGUAAUGAUGAAUUAAAUUGUAUUUAUUGUGGAAAAUGUGAUAAUAUCACUAAUCUAAUGAAUUUAACUAUCGAUGAAACUGGAGUACUAUAUGGGAACCAAUCGACUGUGUUAUUAUGUUAUGACUAUCGAAAUGAUUCACAAAAAUUGGAUCAAUUAUUGGACAUUAAAAGUGAUAUAUUAGCGAUGAAAUGUAAAGAAGAUUUUAUUGGUAUUAUGACCAUUGAUGGACAGUUGUUGAAGUUUGAACCAAAAGACAAAACGUUAGAACAAUGGAUGGAUCGAAAUGAUCGCAAAGUAGUCUUUCCUCAUCAAUGCUCAAGACUUGAGAUAAUCAAAGUUAGCGAUAAAUUUGUUUCGCUUUGUUUGUUGGAAAACUCGAGUUUAUAUUUGGAUAAUGAGAUUCUGUCGCAAAACAAUUGUAACUCUUUUAUUAAUUAUAAAAAUAAGUUUUUAUUAUUUACUACAACUGACCAUCUGUUGCAUUGUUGGCCAAUAAAUGAUGAUAUCUUUAAGGCUAACUCCAACUAUCAUAAAAUUAAAGCUCGAACUGUUGAAAGAGGUGCCAAAAUAAUAGCUGCGGCCAGGGAUGCAAAAGUUGUACUACAGAUGCCUCGCGGCAAUACAGAAGCCAUAUAUCCGAGAGCUUUACUAUUAGACAUAGUUAUGUCUAAAUUGAAUCUUUUGGAGUUUGAUUCAGCAAUCGAUUUGUUGCGUAAACAUCGGAUUAAUCUUAAUUUUAUUUAUGAUAUUAAUCCAAAAAAUUUUAUAGAAAAUAUUGAAUUAUUUAUUGAAAAAGUUGGCAAACGAUGUGUCGAGUGGUUGAAUCUGUUUAUUACUGAACUAUCAAAUGACGAAAAUUUUCAAACUAUCACUCAGACAAACAACAAGAAUUCAAAGUUUAAUUCAAGAAAUCUUAAUAAUCACAAUAAAGUGGAUAUGAUAUGUGAUUUAAUGAGAGAAACAAUGAAUAAAUUGGACAACAAAUUGUAUUUUCAUUCAAUUUUGUUAACAUAUAUCAAGAAAUCUGUUCCCGAAACAGAUAAAGCGCUCGAAAUGAUUAAAUCAAUUGAAGACACUAUGAUUAGAGAUAAGGCCAUUAAAUUUUUAUUAUAUAUUAUUAACAUAAAUCAACUUUUCGAUGAAGCCCUCGGCACUUAUAAUAGCGAUAUAUUUUUGAUGAUAGCAUCAAAAUCACAGAAAGAUCCAAAAGAAUAUUUGGCUCUUUUGGAUGAACUCAACAAAAUCAAGUGUUUUGAAUACAAGUGCUUUAAAAUAGAUAUGCAUUUAAAACGCUAUAAUAAAGCUUUGAUUCAUAUCUCUAAACUUGACGAUCAUUUUGAGGAAUGUCUUGAAUUGAUUAAAGCUCACAGUCUUUAUAAAAAUGCAGUGAAUUUGUUUGAUAAGAGUUGCGAUGAAAAGAAGCAAAAAGUUUGGAAACUAUACGCCGACUAUUUGUUUCAGAAGAAAUAUUUUGAAGAGUCGGCCAUCGCUUACAAGAAUGGACACGACUUUUCCAAUGCCGUCAAAGCGUAUCAAUUAAGUGGUAACUGGAGUGCAGCUAUUGAUUCUGCUUUACAUUGCAAACAAACAGUUAAUAUAAAAACAUUGGCACAAAAUUUGGCCAAACAUUUAGUUAUUGGUGGUAAACAUCUCGAGGCGUCAUAUCUUCUUGAAAUAUACGCUGAAGAUAUAUUAGAAACUAUUAAAACACUGAUUGAUGGACACGAAUGGCAACACGCGCUUAGGGUUAUGAAUGGAAACAAUAGUGAAGAAUUGACAGAAUAUUAUAAAUCAGAAUUAUUUAAACAUUUUGAAGUGAUUUCAGAUUUAAUAACAAAAAAUUAUAAUCUAUUAGUUAAACACAUGAAUAGAUUAGAAGUGGUUCGUCAACAACAACUUGAAAAGACUGUUGAUGUCAACAGUUAUGAUAAUUUUGAUGACAAAUCUGACAUUUAUUCCGAAACCAGCAGUUUUAAUGAAUCGCAAACAAGUGGACAGAAAUCAACUUCCAGUUCUUUGGCGACCAGAAAAAGUCGAAAGAAUACAAAGAAAAGAUUGGAAAUGAAGAAAUAUAUACAUAAGGAAGGAUCAGCUGACGAAGAUAUUCAACUAAUUUAUGCAAUAAAUGAAAUAAUCAAAAACGUUGACCAAAUUCAAGAAGAAAUUAGUUAUAUAUUACGAGCUCUUUAUAGCUUUAAUUCUAGAGAUAAAGCAAAUACUAUUCAAAGUGAAUUCACAGCACUUCUGGAUUUAAUUAAUAGUAUAACCAAAGAAAUUUGGACACAAAAUGAUAAUAAUGACAAUCAAAAUGAAGAGUCAAUACAAAAACAUAAAAUUACUGAUCCACUUUUAAUGAAAAGCCCAGAAUUAAGGAAAGUUGACUGGAAAUUAGUGUUACUAUGAUUUUAUUAUACAUUACUGUUAACUUCACUAUCAUUUUUUAAUAAAAUAAUUUUAAUUAUUAU
Messenger RNA from Oppia nitens, 3954 nucleotides. RefSeq names its product elongator complex protein 1-like (gene Elp1). Gene Ontology annotation, molecular function: tRNA binding; protein binding. Gene Ontology annotation, cellular component: cytosol; elongator holoenzyme complex. The transcript is spliced from 5 exons. The record is from RefSeq and is a predicted model, not a curated record. Bases 119 to 3892 code for a protein of 1257 amino acids. Gene Ontology annotation, biological process: tRNA wobble base 5-methoxycarbonylmethyl-2-thiouridinylation. Lineage: Eukaryota; Metazoa; Arthropoda; Arachnida; Sarcoptiformes; Oppiidae.